Saccharomycopsis crataegensis is the source of this 1551-nucleotide messenger RNA. RefSeq names its product Rsa4p (gene RSA4). Gene Ontology annotation, molecular function: protein binding. Gene Ontology annotation, cellular component: nucleolus. The record is from RefSeq and is a predicted model, not a curated record. The coding region runs from base 1 to 1551 and encodes 516 amino acids. The transcript has a single exon. Gene Ontology annotation, biological process: ribosomal large subunit assembly. NCBI's taxonomy places the organism in Eukaryota, Fungi, Ascomycota, Saccharomycetes, Ascoideales, Saccharomycopsidaceae.
AUGUCUACGAUAUUACCUCCUCCUUCAAAGAAACAGAAGAAAGCUCUCCAGAGCUAUAAUACUCCUGAAACCGCCCCAGGCAGUCAGACUCAUGAAGUGACGAAUAUUACCGUGAGUUUCAAGUCUUCAGAAACUGGUGAAUCUCUUGGAGGAACCCUUCGUGUGCCUAGCAAUAUCAACCAAAAACAGCUCGAGAAGCUCAUUAACCAGCUCAAUAAUUCGGCUGAUGAUCCUGUUCCUUAUGAGUUUGCAGUGGUCAUUGAUGAAAAAGACCAGCUGGUGGUUGACAUCCGUGACAAUCUUUAUGAUUCAGUCAUCAAGCCAGGCACCAAGACCACCGAAGACCAUUUGAAGAUCAUUUACACCCCACAGUCGGUGUUUAAGGUCAAACCAAUCACUCGUUCUUCCUUUGCUAUUGCUGGUCAUGGUGCAACUAUCCUCACUGCGAAAUUUUCCCCAAUUAGCUCCUCUAGAAUGGUCACCGGUUCAGGGGAUUCCACCGCAAAAAUAUGGGAUUGCGACACUCAAACACCGUUCAAGACCCUUAGCGGCCAUUCUAACUGGGUUUUAACUGCCGAGUACUCUCCAGAUGGCCAGUACAUUGCCACUGGGUCCAUGGACAACAAUAUCAAUAUUUGGAAUGCCAAUACUGGUGAACUAUUAGGAACACUAAGUGGCCAUUCUAAGUGGAUUACAAGUAUUAGUUGGAAGCCACUCCACUUACUUAAGGCUGGUGAGCCUUUAAUGCUUGUGUCUGCUUCCAAGGACAGUACUUUGAAGGUUUGGAAUGUCGAAGCUAGAACCUGUACUUAUUCGUUGAGUGGUCAUAAAUCCAGUGUUUCUUGCGUCAAAUGGGGUGGAUACGAUACAAUCUAUUCUACAUCCCAUGACAAAACCAUCAUGAUGUGGAACCCAAAUAAUGGUACUCUUAUCAAAACUUUGAAAUCACACGCCCACUGGAUCAACCACCUUUCGCUCUCGACAGAUUACCUUCUUCGUAAAGGUCCAUACACUUAUAAUGAGCCAGAAAAUCGUAAAGUUGCCAAACUUCCAAUCAAUGAGAAGAUCACCAUUGCUAAAAAAAUUUUCCAAUCAGCCAACCCAGGUGAUAAAAAUGAGCGCAUGGUGACCGCCUCUGACGAUUUCACUAUGUACCUUUGGAGUCCGUUCAGUCAAAAUAAACCACUUGGAAGAAUGCAUGGUCAUCAGAAACUCGUUAACCACGUUGCCUUCUCACCAAAUGGUAAGUAUAUUGUCAGUGCAUCAUUUGAUAAUUCUGUGAAACUUUGGGAUGGUAAAGACGGGAAAUUCCUUGCUACUUUCCGCGGGCAUGUUGGUCCAGUUUACCAGGUUUGUUGGAGUAGUGACAACAGAUUGCUUGUUAGUGGCUCGAAGGAUACUACUUUGAAAGUUUGGGAUGUCAGAACUAGAAAGUUAGCCGUUGAUUUGCCAGGUCAUAAAGAUGAGGUUUAUGCUGUUGAUUGGAGUACCGAUGGUAGAAGAGUUGUUAGUGGGGGAAAGGAUAAAAUGGUUCGUAUUUGGACCCAUUAA